Molecule: messenger RNA, 2383 nt
Organism: Pteronotus mesoamericanus
Lineage: Eukaryota; Metazoa; Chordata; Mammalia; Chiroptera; Mormoopidae
Gene: ZYX
Product: zyxin
Exons: 9
Coding region: 196-1911 (571 amino acids)
Biological process (GO): transforming growth factor beta receptor signaling pathway; integrin-mediated signaling pathway
Cellular component (GO): stress fiber; focal adhesion; cytoplasm
Source: RefSeq, a predicted model, not a curated record
CGGAGUCCGCGGACCCGGCGCCCAGGCGGCCACCCGAGAGGCGGCGCGCACGCUCCGGCCCGCGGUGAGGCGCGAGGAGCCGCCCACGGGGAGAGGACGCCGGGACGCCGAGGGAAGCUGGGCCCGCCAGGGGGUCCUCCGCCCGGCUCGGCGCCGCGUAACCCGGGCACCCACCCGCAGCAGCUCGGCCUGGCCAUGGCGGCCCCCCGCCCGUCUCCCGCGAUCUCCGUCUCGGUCUCGGCUCCGGCGUUUUACGCCCCGCAGAAGAAGUUUGGCCCCGUGGUGGCCCCGAAGCCCAAAGUGAAUCCCUUUCGGCCCGGGGACAGCGAGCCUCUCCCAGCCGGCGGGGCCCAGCGCGCACAGAUGGGCCGGGUGGGCGAGAUUCCCCCGCCGCCCCCGGAAGACCUCCCCUUACCGCCCCCUCCCCUUCCUGGGGAUGUUGAGGACGCGGAGGGCACCCUGGGAGGUGCCUUCCCACCCCCGCCUCCGCCGAUCGAGGAACCGUUUCCCCCUGCGCCUCUGGAGGAGGAGAUCUUCCCUUCCCCACCGCCUCCCUUGGAGGAGGGAGGGCCCGAGGCUCACAUCCCGCACCAACCGCAGCCCAGGGAGAAGGUGAGCAGCAUUGACCUGGAGAUAGACUCCUUGUCCUCACUGCUGGAUGACAUGACCAGGAAUGAUCCCUUCAAAGCCCGCGUCUCAUCUGGAUAUGUGCCCCCACCUGUCAGCACCCCACUCAUUCCCAAAACCAGCCCUAAGCCCGCAGCCGGGGGCUCGGCACCCCUGCCUCCUUGGAAGACUCCUAGCUCCCAGCCUGUGCCCCAGGCUCAGCCUCAGCCUCAGCCUCCAAGCCACAUGCAUCACCCACCCCAGCCCCAGGCCAAGCCUCAGGUCCAGCUCCAUGUCCAGCCCCAGCCCCAGCCCCAGCCUCAGCCUGUGCCUUUGGCUAACAGUCAGCCUCGAGGUCCCCCAGCCCCAUCUCCAGCCCCUAAGUUUUCUCCAGUCACUCCCAAGUUCACCCCUGUGGCUUCCAAGUUCAGCCCUGGAGCCCCAGGUGGACCUGGGUCCCAGCCAAACCAGAAGCUGGGGCCCCCUCCAGCCCCCUCUUCCGCUGGCACAGGCUCCCCUCAGCCCCCCAGCUUCACCUAUGCUCAGCAGAGAGAGAAGCCCCGAGUGCAGGAGAAGCAGCACCCGGUGCCCCCGCCGGCUCAAAACCAAAACCAGGUGCGCUCCCCAGGGGCCCCAGGACCUCUGACUCUGAAGGAGGUGGAGGAGCUGGAGCAGCUGACCCAGAAGCUCAUGCAGGACAUGGAGCAUCCUCAGAGGCAGAACGUGGCUGUCAAUGAGUCCUGUGGCCGGUGUCACCAGCCCCUGGCACGUGCGCAGCCCGCAGUUCGUGCUCUGGGACAGCUCUUCCACAUCGCCUGCUUUACCUGCCACCAGUGUGAGCAGCAACUACAAGGACAGCAGUUCUACAGCCUGGAGGGCGCGCCGUACUGUGAGCGCUGCUACACUGACACCCUGGAGAAGUGCAACACCUGUGGCCAGCCCAUCACUGACCGCAUGCUGAGGGCCACAGGCAAAGCCUACCACCCGCAGUGCUUCACCUGUGUGGUCUGCGCCUGCCCCCUGGAAGGCACCUCCUUCAUCGUGGACCAGGCCAACCGGCCCCACUGCGUCCCCGACUACCACAAGCAGUACGCGCCCAGGUGCUCUGUCUGUGCGGAACCCAUCAUGCCUGAGCCUGGCCGCGAGGAGACUGUGCGAGUGGUCGCUCUGGACAAGAACUUCCACAUGAAGUGCUACAAGUGUGAGGACUGUGGGAAGGCACUGUCCAUUGAGGCGGACGACAACGGCUGCUUCCCCCUGGACGGCCACGUGCUCUGCCGGAAGUGCCACACGGCCAGAGCCUAGACCUGAGUGAGGACUGGCCCCUUCUCCGCGGGGAGUCGGUUCCCCAUCAGCGGACCACCCCCACUGAGACCGCCCUGCCCCGCCACUGGCCCUGCCCCCUCCCUCCAUUCCAAACCCCACCCAGUAUCCCAACGGCCCUGACCCAGGGGCCCAAACACGGCCCAGGCUGCCGAGUCCCAGUCCUGGGUUUCCAGUCCUCCCCGCUCCCGCAGGGGCUCCCACCACCGUCCAGGCCCCCGCCUGGGGGUCGCCAGGUGGGGCACUGCUUUCACUGCUGCACCGAUGCCCUCAGCUGGGAUGCCCUCCACUGGCGCCUGAGCAGCCUCUGCUCUGCUUGCUGGGGGCCCGGACCCCGCCCCGGGGCCCCGGGGAGGCUGGGCGGGGCUGGGCUCACUGGCCUGGACAUUCCCACCUGCCCCCAUGCUGCCAGGCUGUGGCUACAGCUACAAAUAAAAAUCCUUCUUUUCCAGAA